Molecule: messenger RNA, 2162 nt
Organism: Ectocarpus sp. CCAP 1310/34
Lineage: Eukaryota; Phaeophyceae; Ectocarpales; Ectocarpaceae
Source: the annotation of a GenBank genome assembly
UUUCUGGCCGAGGCGGUGGUCUGCUGUCGGGGCGUUGCAGGCGGUGAAGCAGAUGCAGGUCUUGCGUUGCACAAUAUUUAUCCUGGAGGCUUCGUGGAGGCAGAGGCGAUUGUACCUCUUGGGGCAGCUUCUUGAACCUCUACAUUGCCAAUCUAUAUUGCACUUUCCAACAGGGAGGUAUUGCCUACGACUUGCUGCUUCGUGGAGUCCCCACACAAGAACAGAUCGAACAACUCGAAGAUGACGAUGAGCCCUAGACCAACGUCUCUAUUUUUGUCUCACGGAGGAGGCCCGGGUUUCCUCAUGACGGGCCGCACGGGAGGGAUGAAGCAGAUCGACGCUACGAGCGCCGCGGCGCAGUGGUACCGCACGUUCACCAAGAAGUGGGCCAAGCCUUCGGCCAUCGUCGUCGUGUCGGCGCAUUGGGAAGGAAGGGGCGCCAUCAAGGUCACCACCGGCGAGAAGCAUCCCUUGUUCUUCGACUACUACGGGUUCCCGGACUACUGCUACGACCUUGAAUACGCCCCCCCCGGCCACCCGGAGUUGGCAAGGCGCAUCAUCGAGCUGCUAGAGGCGGACGGCUUCAACGCCCGGGGGGACGAUUCGCGCGGCUACGACCACGGGACUUUCAUCCCUCUCAAGCUCAUGUAUCCCGACGCCGACAUUCCCGUCGUGCAGGUGUCCCUCUUGGGAGGCCUUGAUCCGGAAAAGCACCUCAAGAUGGGUCAGACCCUCAAGAAACUUGUCGACGAACGGGAUGUUUUGGUCGUCGGCAGCGGCCAGGCGACCCAUGGCAGUGGCAGCGAUCACCGCCCGUACCCGCCAGGCAAGGGAGCGCCGAAGGAAGAGGCCUUCGUCGACUGGCUCAAGGAGACCGCCGCCUCCUCUGCCGUUACCCCGGAGGAGCGCCAGCGACGGCUGCGGGAGUGGGAGAGGGACGCGCCGCACGGCCGCAACGCUCACCCUCGCGAGGAGCACCUCCUGCCGCUGCAUGUCGCGGCCGGGUGCACCGGCUUCCAGCCGGGAUCCAUCAUCUUCGACGACUUCGCCAUGGGCCACAUGUCGCUGGCUUGCGUGGGGUUCUGGCCCGGUGGCGGGGAGGGCGAGGCGAAAGGCGGGAAUGAUGAGGGUGUGUGCUCUGCCUGACCACGUUGCCCCCCCCCCCCCGGCCGGUAAUACCUGGCUUCUCUGACGCAGUACUUGGUGUUAUUUUGCGUGAUAGUGCUGAGUGGAGCACCUUGUGAGGUAUGCAGCGUUCCCACUGAGCUACCGGUCAGCGCUGCCUGUUAGCUCAGUAGGAACGCUGCAUGCCUCAGAACGGAAGGAACCGGAGGCCUAUGCAGCUGGGAGGCUGUUCGACCUCCCAUUCUCCGCGCAAAGGGCAUGUCCUUCAUUCUACGCUUUCCCACAAGCCUUAUCGGCGAACUGGCGGGUCCCGAGUCUCUGUCGUGGCAACUGGAAAGACGUCGUUCAUGCAUAUGUUUUCAGUCCGAAUUCGUUCCUUGACAAUUUGCGCCUCGGAUGCCUAAAGAGAGAUUCAGACCCCAAUCGAGGCUUGUUACCGAUAGGAGCAAGCCAAUAGUGUAGUGUUGUUGCGGGAGUUUGUCUCUCCUCUCCUCGAAUCGGUUUCGGUGAAACCGUCAAAAAAGAGAAUAUUCAUUCCUGGUCGUGUCGUCGCCCACUCGGGAAAAUUCGGGAUGGAGUGGCCAUAUAGAGAGCUGACGAGGCAUAGACCCCAUGUUCCUGCUGACAAGAGCCAUAGGUGGAAUUAGGCGGCCUUGUGGUAUUUAGGGCCCUUGAAUCAACACGGUGCGGACAGAUUGAAAGGGCCUGACCACCUUGUCGGGUGCUUUUUUUCGGAAUGAAAGGGUUGCUUUUGGAUGUGUGGCAUGGCAAGUUGUACAUUUCUCCGGCGAAGGUCAGGCACCUGGAUUCUGCUGUGCAUACGAUAGAUCUGAGAAGAAUCGGACGGGAUCGUACCCUCGCUGUUGUAAUUUGCCAUUCUUAUAGCCUCGCCGUUUCAAACCGUUUUCUAAGUGCUAAGUUCAGAGCGAAGAUGAAGUUUGUUCCGCUGAGUCUACAUUUUUUGCGGUUGUUUCUCUUCCGUUUGACACGGCUUUUUGUAAAAAACAUUCAACUAUACGAGCGCCCCGUCCCCGUCG